This is a messenger RNA of Myxozyma melibiosi, 573 nucleotides long. RefSeq lists its product as uncharacterized. The coding region runs from base 1 to 573 and encodes 190 amino acids. The record is from RefSeq and is a predicted model, not a curated record. The transcript has 2 exons. Lineage: Eukaryota; Fungi; Ascomycota; Lipomycetes; Lipomycetales; Lipomycetaceae.
AUGAGUUCAUCAUCUGCAAAAGGGGUGCACAAGCCGUUCAGAGUGCCAAAGUCGAUGCCAGACGGCGUCCACAAGCGGAAACUCGAGAAGAUCAAGAAGACGCUCACGCACAAUGCUGAAGUGAAACGAUCGUACAGAAAGACGCUGAAGAAGAUGGGUCUCGAAGUCCCAGUCGACCCGCGCCGAGCUGCUGCUGCAACCAGUACCGACGCUGCUACUUCCAGCGACGAGAAUGACAAGGAAGUCAAAGACGAAGUAGAUGCCGACAAAGAAGACAAGGAGCAAGAGCCCGCUCAAACAGACGACGACUCUCACAAGUUGCACGAAGAACGCAAGCGAAAGCUCUCGAGAUUCAAGAGGGAAGAGGCCAAGGCGGCUGAGGUGCGCGCUGAGCGCGAGGCCCGGCAACGGGAGCAGCAGAGACGCGCUGCGGAGCGGAAGGAGAAACUUGCUGUCAGGGAGCGGCAUAAGAAGAAGAUGAUGCAGUACACGCAGCGUGGUCAGCCGAAACUGGGUCCUAAGGUCGAUGUUUUGCUGGAUCGCAUCCGAAAGCAGACUGCUGCUACGAGUUAA